CUGCUGGGCUGAGGUUCCGUGAGCCCGUGUUCAUCUAGAACGCUGGGUGGUAUUGAGCUGAGUUCACAUGCAGCCUGGCCGUUUACCAACCGUGUGACCCUGGGAUGAUAAGUCAGUUCAUCCGUGCCAUGGGGACAGUAACCGCAUCUCCCCUGGAGUGCAGGAAGUAUGUGGUCCAGCCUGAAUGAGUGGCUAUGGCAGGAGAGGUUCUGGCUACCACCCAACAACUCAUGGGCUGUACUGGAGGACCGCGAUGGCCUGGUCUACGCCCACCCCCGGGACAUGCUGAUGGCCCUGCCCCUGGCUCUGGCCCUGGUGGCCGUGCGCUUCACCUUCGAGAGAUUCAUAGGCCUGCCCCUGAGCCGGUGGCUGGGUGUGCGGAACCAGACCAGGAGGCCGGUGAAGCCCAAUGCCACGCUGGAGAAACACUUCCUUAUGGAAGGGCAGAGACCCACAGAGCCCCAGAUGAGCCUCCUGGCGACCCAGUGUGGGCUCACCCUGCGACAGACCCAACACUGGUUCCGGAGACGCCGGAACCAGGACCGGCCCUGCCUGACCAAGAAGUUCUGUGAGGCCAGCUGGAGGCUCGCCUUCUAUCUGUGCUCCUUCCUCGGUGGAAUCUCGGUUCUUUACCACGAAUCGUGGCUGUGGACGCCGGUAAUGUGCUGGGACAGUUACCCACAGCAGCCCCUGAAGCCGGCCCUGUACCACUGGUAUCUCCUGGAGCUGAGUUUCUACGUCUCUCUGCUGAUCACGCUGCCCUUCGACACCAAGCGCAAGGAUUUCAAGGAGCAGGUGGCACAUCACUUUGUGACCAUCACCCUGAUCGUCUUCUCCUACAGCACGAAUCUGCUGCGCAUCGGCUCUCUGGUGCUGCUAUUGCACGACUCCUCCGACUACCUGCUGGAGGCCUGUAAGUUGUUCAACUACACGCACUGGCGGCGCGUGUGCGACGCUCUCUUCAUCAUCUUCUCGUUGGUCUUCUUCUACACUCGCCUCGUGCUCUUCCCCACCCAGAUCCUCUAUACCACAUACUACGAGUCCAUUGCCAACUCGGGCCCCUUCUUCGGCUACUACUUUUUCAACGUGCUUCUGAUGACGCUACAGCUGCUGCACGUGUUCUGGUCUUGCCUUAUCCUUCGCAUGAUCUACAGCUUCAUAAAGAAAGGCCAGAUGGAGAAGGAUGUUCGCAGCGACGUGGAAGAGUCAGACUCCAGCGAUGGGGAGGCAGCCCAGGAGUACCCGCAGCUGAAGAACAGGGCGGCUCACCGGCCCGGAGCAGCCCCCACCGAUGGCCCUCGGAGCCGGGCAGCCAGGCGGAUGGCCAAUGGGCACACACCAGCCACGUAGCCGGCCGAGGACUGACCACAAGGGGCUGCCCCAGCACCCGGCAGCUCGGAUUCGUGGGGCGGCUGGACUGGGGACCCUUGGGCCGAUUCUGUGGAGACAGGGAGGGCCCCACCCCAGGGGCAGAUGAUCUGUCUCCAGCCCCUUCCUUCUGCCCACCCUCCCUCCUUCCCUCAGGCAAAUGGACAGAGCUGCGGCCGGGGGAGAGAGGGGUACAGGCAGCCCGGCAACUGUGAAGAGCCCCAGGCUGAAAGGGGGUCCAAUAAAACUUGACCGGAGCCAACUUCUCUGCCUGAGAGCUUGUGUCCCUGUCACAGCUCCUCAUCCAUCCCCAGAGGCCCCAAGGCAGCCAGGACUUACAUACCUCACCAAUGGGUCACUCACUGCCACCCCAAGACACAGGCCCACCCCCAGGGGACCCAGACAGUGAGCAGCGCGUGGGGACCCCCUGGGGUGAGUCCCCGCCUCCCAGCAGAGCCUCAGCCAAGCUACCUCCUUCCACCCCAGGGCAGCCCUUGGUCAGCUACUCACAGACCUUGCGUACAGAUGAGCAGGUGCUGGGCUCAGACAGGUGGAGUCCUUUGCCCAAAGUCACACAGGUCCAAACAGAAGGGCGAAGGGGAGACUCACACCUGUUCCUGCAGCCCCUGCUCAAGCCUGGCAGAUCCCCGUCCUCAAGGUCCCCAGGACCUCCCUGGAGACAGUGAAAUAGGACUUCGUGGGAGGGCAACUUCCUGCAGGCUUCCCAAGGGUUCAGCCGGCUGAUUUCACUGUCUCCUCAGGAGCUCUGCAGGAGGGUGCCCCCCACACACACCCCAGAAAUCACUGCCACAAGGUCCCACGCAGGGCCAGAAUGUGCUGCCUUCAGGGGAACACCAGAGACAGGAGUCGGAGAAGAGAGAGAAAGGGUGGGGGGACGGGUCUCACCUUCUGUGCUUCUCAACAGAGGAGAGGAUGGGAGUGGGGAGAGAUGGCAGAGAGGAGAAAGGUCCC
Messenger RNA from Orcinus orca (killer whale), 2340 nucleotides. RefSeq names its product ceramide synthase 4 (gene CERS4). Gene Ontology annotation, biological process: ceramide biosynthetic process. NCBI's taxonomy places the organism in Eukaryota, Metazoa, Chordata, Mammalia, Artiodactyla, Delphinidae. Gene Ontology annotation, molecular function: sphingosine N-acyltransferase activity; DNA binding. The transcript has 11 exons. Bases 169 to 1350 code for a protein of 393 amino acids. Gene Ontology annotation, cellular component: membrane. The record is from RefSeq and is a predicted model, not a curated record.